Molecule: messenger RNA, 2082 nt
Organism: Dendronephthya gigantea
Lineage: Eukaryota; Metazoa; Cnidaria; Anthozoa; Malacalcyonacea; Nephtheidae
Exons: 3
Coding region: 17-838 (273 amino acids)
Source: RefSeq, a predicted model, not a curated record
UUUUCUAUCAUUUUGAAUGAUAUGCUCAACGAGUAAGGAGCUCUUACUUUGGGUCUCCGUCAUGCUGGUUGACAGAAAAGUGAUUUUUUUACUAUUUCUUGCUGCCGUCGUGUACCCAAAACUAUCGACACAAGCUGGGCCAGAGGAUUGCGAGAAGGGAAAAGAAUAUUGGGGAACGUUUAUGAGCGACACAGGUUCCUGCGAACCAUGCCCGCGUUUUUGGCAACAUUGUGACGAUCAACAAGAAAGAGACAAGAGAAAUUGUUUCGAUUCAUGUCGUGUUCUGAAGCCAUCUGCUGCUCUUGGAAGUCUCUUGGCAUCGUCGCAUGUAUCUCCCGAACUUCGAAAAUUCAUUUCAUCACCGUCGAAUGGUCUGCACAUUUCGUCUACAUCUGUUGUAAAAUUUCCCGCUGUCUAUAACAUUCCUUCAUCAACCUUCCCCGAGAUACCCCUGUCAAGCCCAGUACAUCGCAAGGAGAAUAAUUCAUAUCUAGCGUUUGUUGCUGCUAUAAUAACACUUUCUGUUGUGUUCGCUCUGGCCGCCUUUGUCACGAUUUUUUUGUUGGUUCGUAAAAUUCACAAAAAAACCAGAAGGAAUCGGCGUCCAGUGCCUAAUGAAAACAAUGGAAAUGAGUGGAUACCCCUUGAAGUGGUGACGCAAAAAAAUUUGGCAGAGCCAGAGGGGCAGAGACAAGAUGUUGAAGAAUUUGUUGGCGAGGAAUCGCUGCGAUUUCCUGUCCAGGCAACACCUUCGAGAGUAAAAAUUGGAGGAAUCCAAGAAGAACAUUACAAAGAGAGCUGUGUAUCCUCCUUGCACUUAACAGAAGUGCACAGUUAGUGAGCUUAUAGUAUAUAAAGUAUAGUAUAGUGAAUUAGUGAACGAAAUCAAAUUUGCUCGAUUGAAGGUAAAGCGAAGCAAAUUUGAAUUUCAGCAUUUGGCGGGUGUAUGCAUGUGCCAAUAAAGAUUGAGAUGUCUAUUCAAUUGCACGCAGUACAAAAUGUGGUUUUGACCGCACAAGAAACACGCGAGUUUUGGUUAUUUUUAGCCAUUAUGUCAUAAAAAGAUUAGAAAGCUAAAUGAAUUCUCUUUCUCACUAUAUGUAAAAAUAAUAUAUCAUUGAACUGAAUAUUUAAAUUAAGUUUCAUGCAUGAUAGUAUUACGGCAUGUUAAAUGGUGAUUUUCUUUUUCUUUAAAAACGUAAAGUAUAGUUAAAUAAGAGUAUUGUCCAUCCAUGAAUUAUCUGCUGAUUGUAUAGAAAGCUUGCUGAAUUAUUAGUGAAAUUGCUAUAAUCGCAUGGUAUAAAACGGAGUCAAAUUUGGGAUCAAUUUAAUGCUUUUAAUUUAUUGCCAAAAAUUGAAAGUACUGUUGCAAUUAAUCCAAAAUUUUACGAAAAGCCAUUACAUGUAAAUAAUAAUAUAUAAACAAAGUUAUCCGCAUUUAACCACCUUUCGGUGGGCUGCAGACUUCAUUCAGUGUGUUAUUGAAACAUCGAAAAUAUUUUGUUUAUAAUUUAUAUUCGUAUCGUACUUUUCACGUCUUUGUAGUUUCCUGGCAGUCAAAGGCUGCCUGACAUACGAGGUUUUCCUACGUUAUCGUCGCUUUAAGGGAUAAAAUUUGAAUGUCCGGUAUUAUAUUUCAGCUAUUUCGACGACAGCCAUUCAGCUGCUUUUUAGGUGAGCAGCCUGCUUCUAUAACAAAUGCAAAUUCUUCUAGUCAGCGUUAAGUUAUUUUACCAUGUAAGUAGCCCUGAAUCAAGGUAAAAUGCCCUCUGUUUCGCCAAUCACAUGCGAAUAAUGUUGCCUGAUAUAUGUUAUUAGUAUUAUUCAUUAUUUAUGCCUAAUAGCCAUAAGUGUGUGCAAUUGUGCAAUUGUGUGAAACACAAUUAAAGAAUAGGUGACGCCAAAACGCAGAAUACGCCCUUUUUAUCGGAAUACCCAUGCAGGUUAUAACGUGGAUGAGACAGUUGCAUCCCACGUAUGACGAUGACGUCAACACCCUUAUCUAGAAAAUAAAAUGAAAAACAAGCUCUAAAUCUACUUCGGUUGAUAACGACAACCUUCCUUGAUAAUUCUUCGUCUAUC